AAUAAUUUUAAACGAAAUUCGUUAAAGUUUGCACGCAAAAUCAAAAUGAAAUUCACAAUUGUCGCAGUUGUGGUAGCCUUGUGCUUGGCCGGUGCCAACGCCAAUGCCAUCGGCUUCCAAGUUCCCCACCCCAAUGAGUUUGAAUAUGUUCCCAACGACUUUGCUAACGAUAUGGAGGGCAUUGAAGAUUUAACCAUUUUCAGCUCUUUCUAUUGGAUAGCCAAGGCUGCCUUGAAGACACUCAAGGGUGUCAACUGCACCAUCAAACAGGUGAUGAACACCCGAAGUGUGACCCAAAACUUCAUUCCCAGCAUUCAAGCAUGUGGCACUGAUGCUGUAUCAGCUUUUACCAAUGUUUUUACCUCUGCCCAAUCGGUCAUCACCACCUGCGACAACAUCAUCAACUUAAAUGAACAAGUUUGCAACAAUGACGUGUCUACCAAUGGCCAAACCUCCACCCCAAGCUCAUGCUCCACUAAACUCUUCGGCCAAUUGACCACUUUGUACGUUCAAAUCCAGAAGACAAAGGCUGCUAUCAAGAAGUUGCCCACUGUGCCAUCUGACGCCGUCGCCUGCACCAAUAGUGCCGUCACCACUUUGACCACUGCCUUCACCAACUUCCCAAGUAACAUCAAGAGCUGCUCCAAAUUGACCAGCAGCUAAGAAGGAACGUGCAAUCCCACCGAAUUCUAACGAAAAAUAAAUG
Stomoxys calcitrans (stable fly) is the source of this 706-nucleotide messenger RNA. RefSeq lists its product as uncharacterized. Lineage: Eukaryota; Metazoa; Arthropoda; Insecta; Diptera; Muscidae. The transcript is spliced from 2 exons. The record is from RefSeq and is a predicted model, not a curated record. Bases 46 to 663 code for a protein of 205 amino acids.